AUCAAGUGGGAAAAUGUCGAGACCGGAGGAACUUUGUGGACUAGUGAAAGAGGAGCCCCAACGUCACCGACACUCGACUGUGUGCAAACUAAUGCACGCUAAGGUUGUUCUUCACAGACUAGAAGAUCUAUAUGUCAGCCAAGCCCAUUAUCCUGAGCACCUGGAGUCUGCAUGCAUCAAGGACGAGGAGGAAAAGGCGCCAUCCAUUAAGGAAGAGUUCGUACGCAUCAAAGGUUUCAGGAGAAAUCUUGUGUCUGAGCGGCACAAGCCAGAAUCUCCUGGCUUUAAAGAGGAUGUUGAGCUCCCCCAAAUCAAAGAGGAGGAGGAGCCAGAGCCCUGUCAACAGAAGCCACUUCCAAUCAAAAAGGAGGAAAAAGAGCUGCCAUGCGUUAAAAAGGAGGAAGAGGAGGAGCAUAUCACUACGUCAAAUGGUGAGCCCUUGAAGACUGAAGAUGGUCUGAGUGAGGCUGGCAGAGGGGCGGAGCCUCCAAGCUGCUGCACCAGCAGCUCAACAGAAGGAUUGCAGGCAGAUAUUUUCGGCGCUCCAUCAAACAGAAGUGGCACCACAUCGAACUCACCUUACAAUGAUGAUGGACAUAAUAAAUCUUACAGUGACGACAGCAUCUGCAAAUGCUCUCAGUGUGGGAAAACCUUUCCUACCAAGCAAACUUGUCAUGCGCAUAUGAGGAUCCACACUGGUGAAAAACAGUUUGUCUGUUCAGCUUGUGGUCAAAGAUUCAGUCAGAAGAGCCACUUAAAAGAACACACAAGAACCCACACUGGCGAAAAACCUUUUUUCUGCUCAGUUUGUGGUCAAAGAUUUGCUCGGAAGCAAAUCUUAAAACGACACAAAAGAAUCCACACUGGCGAAAAACCUUUUCCCUGCUCAGUUUGUGAUCAAAGAUUCAGUCACAAAAGCGCCUUAAAAAACCACACAAGAACCCACACUGGCGAAAAACCUUUUUCCUGCUCUGUUUGUGAUCAAAGAUUCGCCCAAAAGCAAAAUUUGAAAGUACACAUAAGAACCCACACUGGCGAAAAACUUUUUUCCUGCUCAAUUUGUGGUCAUAGAUUCCCUCAGAAGCAACACUUGAAAGUACACAUAAGAACCCACAGUGGUGAAAAACCUUUUUGCUGCUCAGUUUGUGACCAAAGAUUCUCUCAAAAGCAACACUUAAAACAACACACAAGAACCCACACUGGCGAAAAACCUUUUUCCUGCUCAGUUUGUGGUCAAAGAUUCACUCGAAAGCAAUACAUCAAAGAACACACAAGAACUCACACUGGCGAAAAACGUUUUUCCUGCUCAGUUUGUGAUCAAAGGUUUGCUCGAAAGGGAAGUCUAACAAAACACAUAAGAACCCACACUGGCGAAAAACAUUUUUCCUGCUCAGUUUGUGGUCAAACAUUCGCUCUAAACCAACACUUGAUAGAACACAAAAGAACCCACACUGGCGAAAAACCUUUUUCCUGCUCAGUUUGUGGUCAAAGAUUCACUCGAAAGCAAUGCAUCAAAGAACACACAAGAACUCACACUGGCGAAAAACCUUUUUCCUGCUCAGUUUGUGGUCAAAGAUUCAGUCACAAGAGCACCUUAAAAAGACACACAAGAACCCACACUGGCGAAAAACCUUUUUCCUGCUCAGUUUGUGGUCAAAGAUUCGCUCAAAAGCAAUACUUGAUAGAGCACACAAGAACCCACACUGGCGAAAAACCUUUUUCCUGCUUGGUUUGUGGUCAAAGAUUCGCUUGGAAGAAUCAGAUGAAGAGACACGUGUGUGGCGGUGUGAGAAGCAGUGGCCAAUCAAUGUCUGUAAUGCCUGUCAUCCAUUCUGGCCUCAUCAGAUUUUGCAUGCAGGUUAGAUUAGGGUUGGGGGUUACGUUCGUAUUCGUGGUACACUUUAUUUUUGUGAUUGCAUUUUUUUUUUGGACUUUGCCAUUUUGUGUUUAAUCUUUUCUAGCCAUCAACGUCUUUCCUUUGGGUCUCUCGCCAACUGGCAUUAUUUAUAUCAUAAUCUCCUUUUCAAACUACACUUUUCACAUUCAAUAUUUGAAACCACAGACCCCAAACUCCAAAAAUUCAAAAUCAUUCAUAUAUAUUGUCAUUAAAUAAAUAUGGAAAUUUAGAAUAUAUUGUUUGUUAUUGCAAAAAAAAAUACUGGCUCACAAAUGAGUUUUUUGUGUGGAGGUUAAUGUAAUUUUUUUUUUUUCUAAAUUGCUAUUACAACUCGUGAUUGGCAGAGUAUGAGGGUCAAAUAAAGAAAAAUUAAGAAGAAUAAGACAGUAAAGUCGUGUUUUUACUACACAAAUUUUUCUUUUUUGUAGCAAGUCAAGUUUUGGUGUAUCGUUUUUGUUAGUUAACUAAAUUUAUAAAACACACAGAAUCAUUUCUGUAUUUAACUUUGCAGAUUAUAUAUGUUUUGUGUUGAAAAUGUUUUUGUUUGUUAAUAACAUGGUCACCACCUGACACAUACAGGGGUCGCAUUG
Molecule: messenger RNA, 2487 nt
Organism: Corythoichthys intestinalis (scribbled pipefish)
Lineage: Eukaryota; Metazoa; Chordata; Actinopteri; Syngnathiformes; Syngnathidae
Product: gastrula zinc finger protein XlCGF57.1-like
Exons: 3
Coding region: 14-1951 (645 amino acids)
Biological process (GO): regulation of transcription by RNA polymerase II
Molecular function (GO): RNA polymerase II cis-regulatory region sequence-specific DNA binding; DNA-binding transcription factor activity
Source: RefSeq, a predicted model, not a curated record